Molecule: messenger RNA, 2280 nt
Organism: Aspergillus tanneri
Lineage: Eukaryota; Fungi; Ascomycota; Eurotiomycetes; Eurotiales; Aspergillaceae
Product: Zn(II)2Cys6 transcription factor domain-containing protein
Exons: 4
Coding region: 1-2280 (759 amino acids)
Biological process (GO): regulation of DNA-templated transcription
Molecular function (GO): DNA-binding transcription factor activity, RNA polymerase II-specific; zinc ion binding
Source: RefSeq, a predicted model, not a curated record
AUGUCAAAUGUUGAUAUAUCGAGUGAUGGCUUCAUCGGCCUGGAUUAUGACUCGAGGGGGUACAUUCCGCCUCAGUCAUGGCCUGUGGCGGUGGACCAGCAGACAUCCCACCGCGCGGAAGGAGGGCGAGAUAUGCCUCCCUUGCAAACCAGCGGUCACGCCUUCGAACAGUCGGUAUCUCAAGAUCCUAACCUGAUGGUGGACUGGCAAUUUCAACAUCUUCAACCCCACCUCCAGUACUCUCACGAGGAAGCCUCGUCCGCGCCGCAGUUUACGACCGCAAGUUACGGAAUGCCCCUCCAGACGUCGCCCGUCGAUCUGAUCUCGGGAACGCAGGCUCAGAUGAGCACGAGUCUUCUGGAUGGCCCUUACUUGCCCCUCUCUGCUCCCGUGGACAUGGUGCCGUUUCCCUAUCAGGACAUCCAGACUGAACUGAUGGCUUUUCCCUCGGAUCAUGGUCUCUCGGAGAUUUCAUAUGCUGCACCGCACAACAUGAUGGGCAGCAGUUCGCCCGCAGACACCUAUUUGGAGGUCCGGUCCUUGACUAGUUCGAGUAGCGACAAUGGCUGGAGCACCAUUGAGCCUCGCCGCUCUAACGAGUUCGCCUUCCCGGAGCAGGGCAUCUUUAUUAACCCGACCCAGACGCUCCAUGACAGAAGCCUCUCAGAGUCAUCUUAUUCGACAUCCUAUGGCAGCUUUGUAGACCUAGCAAAUCCUGUCAACUCGCCCAGUUCAGAUACCAAUUUUGAAUCGGCCUUCAACAACUCAGUGAACCGUCGGGUUUCUUACGACCAUACGUCUCAUGGUUCGCAGUCUCCUACUGCAGUUAGUCCUGUGGCAAUUGUCCGGCCUAUCCCCGUUCCCAUAAAGAAACCCUCGUCGCCCAUUCGCUCCGCUGCAUCGCAGUCUUCGUCCGCGUCUCCUCCGAGCCGGAAACCCUCGCGAAAGAGUCCCAUUGCCGCAAAGACCUCCGAGACAAAGGUUCGCAAACAGUCGCAAAAUGGGAAGCCUGAAACCGAGAAGCGUGUUGGAAAACGGAAGGGCCCUCUGAAGCCGGACCAGCGGAAACAGGCUAGUGAAAUCCGCAAGUUGAGAGCAUGCUUGCGUUGCAAAUUCUUAAAGAAGACUUGCGACAAAGGCGAGCCCUGUGCUGGUUGCCAGCCUUCUCAUGCUCGGUUAUGGCAGGUCCCUUGCACACGGAUCGAUAUUAAGGAGAUUGGGUACUUCAUGAAGGACUGGAAAGCGGACUACGAGCGCCAUGUUAACCUUGGAUUCUCAGUGGGAAAUAUCAAGGGAUUCUCCGACACUGAAAGGACCCUCUUCAUCACUCAUGGAUACGGGCAAGUUCUUCCGAUCAAUGCCCGCGAGGUCUACGUGCGUGAUGAGCAGUGCUUCAGUAUCGAUUGGGUUGAAUCGAUUCACCGCGAGCCCACCCAGUACGAGGUGGAGACCGCCAAACUGUCUGCCGGAAUGGAGGGCGUUUCGCAUGCCAUGCUGUCUGAUUAUUUGGACCGUCAUAUCGACGGCAAUGGCACCUUUGAAAAGUUUGUCGAUGACUACUUCGAGGGUACGCCAUUCCUCACGCAAAUGCUGAAGACCGCCUUUCGUUACUAUUUCCGCACGAAAUUACCGGUCAUCCGGAAAGCCUUGAAACUCAUCAUUGCCUACAACCUGACCCUCCAUGUUACCAUGGUGGAAGGAUUAGGCGAGGAGGAAGGUUUCGUCGGAAAGAUCCAGGACGAAUCGUCGAAAUUCAAAGGCAAAACAAUGGCGCCAGUGAUGAUCAACUUCCAAAUAAAGUGUGCCAUGGCCAAUAUGUGGCGUGAGCUACAGAAAGACGUUCUGGAGGAGCUUUCUAGCCUCUACUCCAGCGUAUACAGCGGAGAUAAACUGAAGAACUGGCCAACAAUCUUCGUUCUGGCGUCGAUACUGCUGGCAGUCUGGGAAGAGAUGCAGUUCGAUUGCCAUUACCGCACUCCAGAUGCUGCUGCAGUAGAAAAGUUUUGUAACGACAUGGAGACGACCCCCGUUGGCGUUAUUGUUGGCUUGUUCCAGGCUAUCUCUCAGAAACUGCCCGCGUUCACUGACUGGGAGACUCAAAAACACCACCACCUACUGCACUCGAACCCUGAUGUUUGCAACGCCAUGACUGAGGUCCGUCAGCAUGUUACGCAAUUUGAGAGCUAUCUCCGUAGUCGUUCCGGUUCUAAAUUCAACCGCAAUGACUUCGACUGUUUAUCCAACAAAUUUAUUUCAAGACUUGUGAUACGUGCAAAUUAA